Protobothrops mucrosquamatus (brown spotted pit viper) is the source of this 1225-nucleotide messenger RNA. RefSeq names its product distal-less homeobox 6 (gene DLX6). Gene Ontology annotation, molecular function: RNA polymerase II cis-regulatory region sequence-specific DNA binding; DNA-binding transcription factor activity, RNA polymerase II-specific. Gene Ontology annotation, biological process: embryo development; regulation of transcription by RNA polymerase II; cell differentiation. Lineage: Eukaryota; Metazoa; Chordata; Lepidosauria; Squamata; Viperidae. The record is from RefSeq and is a predicted model, not a curated record. The coding region runs from base 1 to 1008 and encodes 335 amino acids. The transcript is spliced from 4 exons.
AUGAUGACCAUGACUACGAUGGCUGACGGGCUGGAAGCGCAGGACUCGUCCAAAUCUGCUUUCAUGGAGUUCGGGCAGCAGCAGCCGCCACCGCCGCCGGCGCCUCAACAGCCUCCCCAACCGCCGCCGCCGCCGCCGCCGCCGCCUCCACAGCAGCAGCAGCAGCAGACCUCGCCGGCGGCGGCCAUGGCGGGCGCCCACUACCCGCUCCAUUGCCUGCACUCGGCGGCGCCGGCCUCGCAUUCGCACCCGCACCACCAGCACCCGCACCCGCACCACCACCACCACCACCAUCACCACCACGCCGCGCCUUACCCGGCCGGGCCGGCCGGCGCCAACUCCUAUAGUCACCGUUCGCUUGCCGCGGCUGCCGCCGCGGCCGCCGCCGCCUACCCUUAUGUGAGCCACUCGCAGCACAGCCCUUACCUCCAGUCCUACCACGGCGGCGGCGGCGGGAACGGCGGAGGAAACGGCGGCGGGAACGGCGGCGGCGCGGGCAGCCAGACGCGGCCGGACGACCUGCCCCUCUUCCUUUCCAAUGCACUUUCCGUUUUGAUUGCAGAUCAACAAAAAACCACAGUGAUUGAAAAUGGGGAGAUUCGAUUUAAUGGGAAAGGGAAAAAGAUCCGGAAACCUCGAACCAUUUACUCAAGUCUGCAGCUGCAGGCAUUAAACCACCGCUUCCAGCAGACCCAAUACCUGGCACUUCCAGAGAGAGCAGAGCUGGCGGCUUCAUUAGGACUUACUCAGACACAGGUGAAAAUCUGGUUCCAGAAUAAGCGUUCCAAGUUUAAGAAACUGCUCAAGCAAGGUGGCAACCCUCACGAGACUGACCCCCUGCCCGGCUCUGCUACCCUCUCACCACGGUCUCCAGGUCUCCCUCCAGUCUGGGAUGUUUCAGCCUCUGCCAAAGGAGUCAACAUGCCUCCCAACAGCUACAUGCCUGGCUAUUCUCACUGGUACUCUUCCCCACAUCAAGACACUAUGCAGAGACCACAAAUGAUGUGAACGGUCCAAGAACAACUGCUGGGCUUGGCCAGCUCGUGGGUCUUGGGGUGAAUUGGGAGCGCGUGGCAACGAAGACGGACUCUUCUGCCUUCCCCUCGCCUUUAACCUCAGUAAUUGAUCUUGAGCAGAGAGAAACCAUUUGCGUCGCACCCACGUCAGAUGCUCUCUUUGGGAUAUUUUGUUGGGGAUUCAAAGGCACCAAGCCUCAUUGGGAGUA